AGGAAAAUGAAAAAGAAGAAGAAGAAGAAAAAGAAGGAUUCUAGUUCUUCAUCCUCUGAUAGCUCCUCAUCCUCUGACAGCGAUGAUGACAAAAGAAGAAGAAGAAGAAGAAGAAGAAGAAGAAGAAGAAGAAAAAGGAUUCCAGCUCCGAUGAUUCAGAUAGCGAGAAAGACAAGAAGAAGAAGAAGAAGAAGAAGAAGAAAACGGAUUCCUGCUCAUCAGACAGCGAAGACGAUAAUAAGAAGAAGAAGAAGAAGGAUAAGAAGAAGGGCGAUUCUGACAGCGAGGAAGACAAGAAAAAGAAGAAGAAGAAGGACAAGAAGAAGAAAAAAGAAGGAGGAGGAUAAGGACUCUGACAGUGAGGAAGACAAGAAAAAGAAGAAGAAGCACAAGAAGAAAAAGAUGAAGAAGGAUAAGAAGGAUGAUUCUGACAGCGAGGAAGACAAGAAAAAGAAGAAGAAGAAGGACAAGAAGAAAAAAAAGAAGAAGGAGGAUAAGGACUCUGACAGUGAGGAAGACAAGAAAAAGAAGAAGAAGCACAAGACGAAAAAGAAGAAGAAGGAUAAGAAGGACUCAUCGGACAGCGAGGAUGAUAAGAAAAAGAAGAAGAAGAAGAAGAAGAAGAAGAAGAAGAAGAAGGACUCUUGUUCUGACAGCGAAGAAGAUAAGAAAAAGAAGAAGGAUAAGAAGAAGAAAGACAAGAAGAAGAAAAAGGACGACUCCUCAUCUGGAAGUGAUGAUGAUAAGAAAAAGAAGAAGAAGAAAAAGAAGAAGGAGGAGAAGAAGAAGAAGAAGAAAGAAAAUGGCUCCUCUUCUGGAAGAGAUGAUGAUGAGGAGAAAAAGAAGAGAGACAAGAAGGUAAGGACCAAGAAGGACUCCUGUUCCGAUGUUGAGGGAGAAUCUAAGAAAAAACUGAAGAAAGAUGACAAGAUAGAGGAUGGACCUGAGAAUGAAAAGUGUGGAGAGCUGAAAAAGGAGGGGAAAUAUGCAGGUGGCUUGGUGAUGGGAGGAGGGUGCAUGGAUAGUAAACCAUCUGACGACGGAUCAGCUAUUUGCCCAAAACCCACCCUGAAGUUGGAGUCCUGGGGGCCGUCGGCGGACGCCAGACCCAACACUCGUUAUGAGUCCCUUUAUAGCUCCUCGUACUCAUUCAGUCCAAGGGAGAGCAGCCCCUCCCGCCUGCCACUCAGCCCCAGGGAGAACAGCCCCUCCCACCUGCCACUCAGUCCCAUGGAGGCCCUGAUGGGGAACCCAGGCAGGACCAGUGACCGUGACCCAGUGACCGGGAGAGGACCAGCCAGCAGCAGAAGCACACUGCUCAAAUCCAGUGAUCUGCUCAGGGGUCCUAAGCCUUAUCAUCCGUAAUUAACAUGGAGAUUGGAAAAAAAAGGCCAAGAUAAUUCAUGCUCAUUACAAUCAGGUGUAUAGGCUGAAAAAUUAUCAAAAGUAUAGCAUUCUGUCAGAAAUAAAAGAUAAUUCAUGCUCAUUACAAUCAGGUGUAUAGGCUGAAAAAUUAUCAAAUGUAUAGCAUUCUGUCAGAAAUAAUUUCAAUUGGUCAAUUUGUCAUCUAUUUUCCUACUGGCCCUCAUACCUGUAAUAUUCGGUCCAAAAUAAAGAAGCUGGUCAACUUUU
Molecule: messenger RNA, 1632 nt
Organism: Coregonus clupeaformis (lake whitefish)
Lineage: Eukaryota; Metazoa; Chordata; Actinopteri; Salmoniformes; Salmonidae
Product: transcriptional regulator ATRX homolog
Exons: 14
Coding region: 7-1365 (452 amino acids)
Source: RefSeq, a predicted model, not a curated record